This is a messenger RNA of Acanthosepion pharaonis, 639 nucleotides long. The record is from the annotation of a GenBank genome assembly. NCBI's taxonomy places the organism in Eukaryota, Metazoa, Mollusca, Cephalopoda, Sepiida, Sepiidae.
AUGUCACUAAAGUUUCUCUCUCUCUCUCUCUCUCUCUCUCGCUCUCUCUUUCUCUCUCUGAUCUACAAGUUUAAGCACACAUUCAUAGAAUAUGUUAAACACAUCUAUCUAUCUAUCUAUCUAUCUAUCUAUCUAUCUAUGUAUUUGUUUCUUUCUUUUAUUUUCGCAUUGAAACCAAGUAGUGCCUUCCCCUCUCUUUCUCCGCGAUCAAAAUGGAAUAAUCCAUUAUUUAUGAGGCAUUGGCAGAAGACUUUAAAAACUUCUAUCUAUCUAUCUAUCUAUCUAUCUAUCUAUCUAUCUAUCUAUCUAUCAUUCAUUUUCACAUUGAAACCAAAACGGAAUAGUCCAUUAUUUAUGAGGUAUUGGCAGGAUACGUUAAACACAUCUAUCUAUCUAUCUAUCUAUCUAUCUAUCUCUCUUUUUUAUAAUCUGUUCCUAUCUAUCUAUCUAUCUGUGUCUUUCAUUUUCACAUUGAAACCAAGUAGUGCCUUUCCCCCUCUUUCUACGCGAUCAAAAUGGAAUAAUCCAUUAUUUAUGAGGCAUUGGCAGGAGACUUUAAAAACAUCUAUCUAUCUAUCUAUCUAUCUAUCUAUCUAUCUAUCUAUCUAUCUAUCUAUCUAUCUAUCAUUUUCUCACUGA